AUGCGGCCUGGAGGCUACUACCCGCGUGCAAACGGCAAUGGCGGCGGCUUCCGCCACGGGGGAGGCCACCAGCCCUACCGCCCGCCGGCGCCGCCGGAGCAGCAGCAGAUGACGCCGCAACAGAGGGAAGCUGUUCUGAUGGCGGCCGGCCGCCUCGCCGCGGAGUACCUCGUGGACAGAGGCGACCUGCCCUCGGACGUGCUGGAGAACCGCCGCCCGCCUGCCCCGAUCCCGUUCCAGCAGCAAGGCCCGCCCGCGCCCCGCUUCCACCAAGGCCGCGGCCCGCCGCCGCCGCAGCACCACCAGCCAGCGGGGCCCCGCCCGUUCCACUCCUUCCAUCAUGGGCAGCAGCGUCCGCAUCGGCGGUUCGCGGGCCCCCGCCCGUUCCAAUUCCACGGAGGCCACGGCCCGUUCCCGAAGCGGCCGCGCCAGGGCCCGCCACGUUCGUUCCCGUACGGCCCGCGCGCGGUGGCCGCUCCUCCCGACAAGGAGACGACGGGGUGCGCCGGCCAGGGCGCGGCGGCGCCCCCCGUGGCCAAGAGUGAAGUGCAACAAGACGAGGGGAACGUCGCGGUGGCCGGAGAGGCGGGUGAAUCGCAGCCGACGGCGCAGCCGGGCAGUGCGACUAGCGGCGGCACGGAGCAGGUGAACGAGCCAAGCAGCAGUUCCCUUGGCGCCAACGACGACGAAUCAAGUUAG
Molecule: messenger RNA, 699 nt
Organism: Panicum hallii
Lineage: Eukaryota; Viridiplantae; Streptophyta; Magnoliopsida; Poales; Poaceae
Product: basic salivary proline-rich protein 2-like
Exons: 1
Coding region: 1-699 (232 amino acids)
Source: RefSeq, a predicted model, not a curated record